Messenger RNA from Bipolaris maydis ATCC 48331, 465 nucleotides. The record is from RefSeq and is a predicted model, not a curated record. Lineage: Eukaryota; Fungi; Ascomycota; Dothideomycetes; Pleosporales; Pleosporaceae.
AUGAUCGUCCUUUUCAUAGACUUCGGUCAGCGCCUCGAGGGGUAUUUGGAGCAUCAACUUGGCUUCCCCGGUCAAAGCAUUUCUCUGGUGGUCCCCUUCAUUGGCGAUUCUCUCACUGCCGGUAUGACAAAUUGUCGUAUUUCAAUUAUGUAUGAAUGGACUGUUCAGUCCAUGAACUUUGCAUGCGUCGGCCGAUGCGCCUCCGCAUCUGCAACAAGACAACAUGUUGAGUUUACCGGCCAAGGCCGCGGUAAAGAACAAGCUAUCGGCAACAUCUCCGGGUGGGAUACAUCGGACCGAUGGAUGGUCCUCUCGGAGUUGUUUGAGUCCUUCGAAAAUUCUGAUCACCCGUCGUGGAUUGGAUUGCCCAGGCAUGUUGUCAUGUCAGCCCAAGUUGUAGCCUCCACCUCCUGGAAAGACAGCAUGCACGACUUCGGCUGGAGUGGUAUAGCCAUGGCCCUUUGA